Messenger RNA from Syzygium oleosum, 1695 nucleotides. RefSeq names its product SWI/SNF complex subunit SWI3B. NCBI's taxonomy places the organism in Eukaryota, Viridiplantae, Streptophyta, Magnoliopsida, Myrtales, Myrtaceae. The record is from RefSeq and is a predicted model, not a curated record. Gene Ontology annotation, molecular function: protein binding. Bases 16 to 1560 code for a protein of 514 amino acids. The transcript has 6 exons.
CUCUCUCCGUUCAUCAUGGAGACGACGGCGGCGGCGGCAACCACAUCGCCGGUCAGAGACCCUCCCCGUCCCUCCGCCGGACCUCCCCAACCCGCACCGGUACCCGCGCUUGUACCCGAACCUCCGUCCACCCCCGUCCCCGCCCCCGCCCCCGCCGCCACGGCCCCUCCUCCCGUCAAACCCGAACCACCGCCAUCCGCCGAGCCUCCCAAACCAACCGCCGCCGUCGCCGUUCCUCCGCCUCCUCCGUCCGAGCCGCCCGUCGCCGACGCCGACGUCAUCUACAUCCCUAGCUACUCCGGGUGGUUCUCAUGGUGCGACGUGCACGAGUGCGAGCUCCGGUUACUCCCCGAGUUCUUCGAUGGGAAAUCGCCGUCGAAGAACCCUAGGGUGUACAUGUACUACCGGAACUCCAUGAUCAAGCUCUACAGGCGGAAUCCUUCGAGGAAGAUCACGUUCACCGAUGUGAGGAAGACGUUGGUCGGCGACGUCGGUUCGAUUCGUAGGGUUUUUGAUUUUUUGGAGACCUGGGGGCUGGUCAAUUACUCAGGGUCCGCGUCGGGCAAGCCAUUGAAAUGGGAUGAUAAGGAGAGCAGUAAGACUGCCGGCGGCGGUGGCGGUGGUAAUGGCGGAGGUAAUGCGGUUGACUCUGCCGGGUUGAAUAAAGAGGCGUCGAAGAGGUUGUGCAAUAGCUGCAAGUCUGUGUGCACUAUUGCUUGCUUUGCUUGUGAAAAGUAUGAUUUGACUCUCUGUGCAAGGUGCUACGUUAGAGGAAAUUAUAGGGUUGGCGUUAGUUCUUCUGAUUUUAGGCGUGUUGAGAUCAAUGAAGACAUGAAGGCAGAUUGGACAGAGAAAGAAACUUUGCAUCUCCUCGAAGCCUUAAUGCAUUAUGGUGAUGACUGGAAGAGGGUUGCCCACCAUGUUGGUGGUAGGAGUGAGAAAGAAUGUGUCGCUAAAUUUAUUAAACUUCCUUUUGCCGAGGAACUCAUUAGUGAUCCUUACUCUGGAGACAUUGAUGGGAAGUAUAAUACUGUGAAGGACAAUAAUGACGUUGAAUUUGGAAUUGAAAGCUCCACAACAUCGGCACCCAGUAAAAGAAUUCGUCUCACACCUCUGGCUGAUGCAAGUAACCCGAUUAUGGCACAGGCUGUUUUUUUGUCAGCUUUGGCUGGUGUAGAAGUUACAGAAGCUGCUGCUCAAGCUGCUGUGACGACCCUCUCUGAGGUGGAGUAUGGAGUAAACAGAGAAGCUGAAGUUUCUGCCAAUGGAGAGACGACCCUAAAUGCAUUAGAAGGAGCUCUUAUGGAUGCAAAUUCAGUGCUUGAGAAGGAAGAGCUUGAUCUGGAGAGAGCUGUUUCAGACAUUGUGGAGGUGCAGAUGAAGGAAAUUCAUGACAAGAUAGUUCGCUUUGAGGAGUUGGAUCUACUGAUGGAGAAAGAGAGACAACAGCUGGAGCAAAUGAAGAGUACACUCUUUGUCGACCAGCUUUCCCUGUUAUUACAUAAAAAUGCUGCAUCUAAAACUGGAGAGCGUGCAAGGGAGAUUCUUAGAACUGGUUGAUAAUGUACUUCAUCCUAUGACAGGCUGUUGUAAUGUUAUGAAGCCCUCUAAUUGGAAAGGCGAUACUCGCUGUUUCAUGAAUGCCCUUCAAUCCUUUCGCAAAGGAAACUUCUUUUUCGGUUCUCAAUUGCUGCA